GUUAUGGAACAGAGUAACCAGUGGCGCUUUGAAUAUGAUGCAGCAGGGAGUUCAGAAGCCCUAAGGCCUGAGGAGCGAAAGCUGUUUCUCAUCCCGACCAUUCUUGCUUUUAUGAAUCAGAGUCUCCUUCCUGAUGAUAGAAAGUCGGAGGAUGCUGGAUGGGUGGGAUCCUAAAUAAUGCUAAGAGCCUCUGUGCGCAGCGCUCCUGAUAAACGUCCCCCAUGGAUGGUCGGGAGACCUCUACCAUCCCUAAAUAGUCAUUUAAAAGUGUGCUACCGAAGGGUCUCAUCCUGAAACGUUGACUGUACGCUUUUCCAUAGACGCUGCCUGGCCUGCUGAGUUCCGCCAGCAUUUUGUGUGUGUCUAUUUAAAAGUGGGACUGAUUCGGAACAUCUGUUGAUAACAUAAAGGGCAGAACAUGUGGAACUACUUUCAAAGAACAUAGAACAGUUCAGUACAGAACGGGCCUCUCUGUACACAAGGUUGUGUCAACCUGUAUAAACUUACUCCAUGAUCAAUGUAACCCCCCACCCUUACUCAACCUGUAACCGGGCAAAGAGCAGGAAAAGCCUCACUGGGCUGAAUAGCCUUUUAUGAGGAUUGAUCAGAUGAAGCACUGCACCCCCUCUGUGAGCCGGUAAAGAGCAGUGGUGGAUUACGGCAGACAACUGGGUGGUGACGUUUGCACUAUUGAUGAAUAACAUUCUGGAUUUUCUCUGCUUACUUUCAAAAUCAAAAGAGCCAGAGACAAUAGCUGAAAAUCCUGUCUUUGCUCCAUUAUGUGAGGUCACCCACAGCGCAGAGAAUGCACACAGGGUUUGGACUGAGAGAUGGCAGCCAAGCACUGACGGGGGCCUGUAACCUGGGCGAUGCAGGCAGUCCAUGAGUUCUGAGUUGCAGCUGCACAGCUUCAGGAUGCCAAACAUUGGGUUCCAGAACCUUCCGCUCAAUAUUUACAUUGUGGUUUUCGGGACAGCAAUCUUCGUCUUCAUUCUCAGUUUAUUGUUCUGCUGUUACUUAAUCAGGUUACGGCAUCAAGCACACAAGGAGCUAUACGCCUAUAAGCAGGUCAUACUGAAAGAGAAAGUAAAAGAACUCAACUUACAUGAGAUUUGUGCUGUCUGCUUGGAGGAGUUCAAGUCAAAGGACGAGCUGGGAAUCUGCCCGUGCAAGCAUGCAUUUCACAGAAAGUGCCUGAUCAAGUGGCUGGAGGUGAGAAAGGUUUGCCCACUUUGCAACACUCCCGUCCUGCAAAAUGAACAGGAGCCAGGAACUGUGAACGGAACAGACAAUCUUGUGUGACCCCCCCCCCCCCCCCAACUGAGCAACGCACGAGAAGGGUUUACUAUAUAUUUUUUGUCAUUACUAUUGGUUAUUUUGUUUUUUGUUUCUAUUUUUGUGUCUGUGAUGGAGCUGAUCCACAAGACGGUAACGAAGGCAGCGUCUGCCUGGAAGAGAAUGCAGUCAGCCGGUGUUGGGGGCAGACUGGCAAAUCAACGCGAGCCAAAGCACUUUUGUCGUUGGAUCGGCCGUGAAUCGCUGCCUGACCUGCCUUAAUGAUGCAGUGGUCACACUGACUUGAGCUAUUUGCAAUGGGGCACUUUACACUGACUCCUUCCUCCUUCUGAAUGUUGACGGUCACGGGUACAGCGGGGCAGGGUCGGAAGUGUAUGGCGGCGGGGGACCUGUCUUACUUGCAAGCUGCGCCAAGUUCAGCAGGCAAUUUUAAUGGAAUGACAGAUCAAGGAAACAGAUAAUGUUGUCUGAGGAAGAAACUUCGCCUACGUGCAGAGCUCAAAGAUCUGAACUUGAACCCGGGCCGUUAGCUAGGAACGGCAGCCGGAUCCCCAGAGAGCAAUUCUUCCCCUGUGCCUAACAUCGUGCGCCCACACCUGGCCGCCUCUCUCCUCCCCAACCAGAACACGGAAACCCUGGGGGAGAUGGGUUGCUAGAGCUUGUGUGGAGGAGAGGGUUUGGACAGGAAGGUCAAACCUGAACGCCGAACAUUACCAAUUUAGCUGGACGACUGACAGCUCGCUCGGAGAGUUUCUUUGCUAAAACAAAACGGAUUUUUGUACAAUGGACUAAUUGUUUCUGAUACUCUUUAUGUGGGGCUGGUCUAAGGCUGAAACUUGACGGUUGGGGGGGGGGGAUGGAAAGUGGGCGACAGUGAGAUUCUGAGUAGACCAUGAUAUAAUUAGGUUUAAAAUGUUAUUUAUAGUAUUUUUAACGGAUGUUAGUAAUGGAAUGAAACGCAGAUGGCGGAGGAGGGGAGGGAUGCUGGAAAAGGCUGCCAGCACGGGGUGAAAUCCCUCUCUUUAGUAACCAAGGUGACUGAGCAGUGCAGUAGAGCAGCAAAAUUCUCCAGCAACCCCUCUGUUGGGGAGUGGGAGGAGGCCUCCCCUGAUCACUCGACAAACAGCCAUUUCCCCACAUGCUGUUCUCUUCCCCCCACCCCCACGGCAAAGCACUACAUUGACGGCGUCUCCGCGGCGAUUGCAGAGCCGCUGCGGGGCAGGUGCAUACUGCAACCCCGCGGACGUUCCCUGUCCUAUCUGAGCCCCGGGCCUUUAAAUAAAAUGUCUCGGAAAGGAGUGAGUCUGUACGCUGCAGAACAGCGUUGACUUCCCUCCUUUCGUUGAGCCCCCUGCCUCAGUGGUGUACUGUCGCAAACCCUUUCCACCUUGUCCGUCCACGGUCGCACUGAGAAUGCCAGGCUCCAGGUCUCUUUAGCUACUCAGCCAAUUAUUUUCAACUGCCCACCCCGGACUCACGGAACCAUUUGCAUGUUAUGGUGCAGGACGCAGUCACGGACUCACUCCGCUCAUCCCCAGUUUCUAUGGAGACACGGGAGACUAUAACGGUUCUGAUUCAGGGCUGCAACCCAACACGGUAACAACCCCUCACUCCUCCGCCCACACCCAGAUGCUGCUCGCCCAGCCAAGUCCCCCCAGCAGAUUGCUGCAAAUUUUCUGUCCCUAAAAUAUCAAGCCCUGGAGUGCAUGGUCUCUGAACUACCGCGGACCCAGAACGUUAGGUGUGCGUGUAAUGAGAUGACAACAGCUGUGAACACAGCCUAUUAUUGAAUUAAUGGAAUUGUUGCAUCCAGUCCAUCAAGUGUGCGCUAGCUCCUUAUAGAGUUUACAGUCCCAACCCCUUUCUUCCCCACUGACUUUACUCUCAGAAAUGCAUUUCCAAUACUCUAUUGCCUGUGCCACCGGCUUAGCAGGGGAAUCCCAGAUCCUCUCCGCACUCCAAGCCAAAGUGCUUUCAGACCACAAAUUUUAUUAGCAGAUUUAGGCCUUUCAGCCUAUCAAGUAGGUAUACAAAAUUAUGAGGGGUAAAUAGGGUAAAUACUAGCGGGGUUUUCCACUCAGCUUGGGUGAGACUAGAACUGGAGAUCAUGGGUUAAGUGUGAAAAUCGAAAUGUUUAACACAAAGUUUCCCAGAGCGUGGUGGGAUUAUGCAAAGGAGCUGCCUGAGGAAAUGGUGGAUGUGGUUUCAAUUUCACAGUUUAAGAGAGUCUAGAUAAGUACAUGGAUUGGAUGGGUAUGGAGGCCUAUGGUCAGGUGCAGGUCGACAGGACUAAGCAGAAUAACAGUUCAGAAUGGUCUAGAUGGGCUGAACUGCCUGUGUCUGUGACCAUGACUGACUUUUUAAACACCAUUUCCCACCACCUUCCUCUAACCCUUAACCCCUUUACCAAUCAGAACUAUCAAUCUCUACUCUGUUAUAACUUUUGUCCAACUUUUAAAAUCAGCUCUUUGAACCAUCAGCUUAAUGGGUGAUGUUCCUUCUGCUAACCCUGCCUUCGUAUCCUACUCACAUCUACUCUCAGUCUUCCAUUCUUCAAGGAGAACGUCUGUUGGAGAGUGGCCAUUUUAAUCCAGUUGGUGAGUGGAAGAUUCAAAUAUGGGGAACUGUGUGAAUAUGGAGAUAUGCAAUGGAGAGUAGGAUCAGACUGGCAUUGCUUCCAUUCCAGAUACUGGUUUACUAUUGUCAUAUGCACAGUGAAAAGUCUGUCUUGCAUACUGUUCAUACCGAUCAGAUCAUUACUCAGUGCAUUGGCUGAGAACAAGAUAAAGCAAUAACAAUGAGAAUAAAGUGUAAUAGCUACAGAGAAAGUGCAGUACAGGUAAACAAUAAAGUCCACAAUCAUAAUGAGGUAGAUUGUGAGGUCAAGAGUCCACCUUGAUGUAGUAGGGAACAGUUCAAUAGUUUUAUCAUAGCGGUUUAGAAGCUGUCCUUGUCCAUGGUGGUAUGUGCUUUCAGGCUUUUGUAUCUUCAGCCCGAUGGGAGGGGGAGAAGAGGGAACACUGCAAGGGGAAGGAUGUGUGUGUGCAAAACAGUUAUUAGCCCUGCGACCUUUAUAGAGUCAUGGAGAGGCACACACCCACAGGGUAAGUGGGCAGGAAGACCACUGUUCAGCCUACCAGACUAACCUUCUGUCCAUCGAUGUAAUCCCAUUUAUCCGCUUUAGGAUCAUCUCCGGAUCCUUGAAUUUCCAUCCUUUAAUUUUGCAUUCUGUUGCUAGCCUGUGUUUGCGAGCCGCUAGUUUAACAAGUUUCAAACUGCUUGAUGUGAAACCAGAAUCAGGGUAGAUCUGCCCCUUCUCCAUGCAGAGAUAAUUCCAUUGAUAAGUGGAGCUGUAGGGAUCAGGUAUGAUGAAUGAAGAGAUAGCAACUUCCAGGUGCAAUUUUUAAACAAUUUAUCUACCUGUUCCCCUUAGUAUCCAGACUCCCUUGCAAAGAAUAAUCUUAGAUGCAUUGAAGUCAAAACUGAGCUGGAUAAUGAUGCCUUCCUCGUUUGUGCCCACUUACCAUAUGGGAGCUAACCUGCUUAACGUAGCUAACAGCCCAGCCGCCAAACCCCACAGUGGCUGAAAGGCCUUGUAGGAUGUGGAGAGGAUUUUUCCUAUCAGUAGUCUAGGACUGGAGGGCACACCUUAAAAAAGAGGGGUGUCCCUUUAGAGAUGAGGAGGAAAUUCUUUAGCCAGUGGGUAGUGAAUCUAUGGAAUUCAUUGCCAUAGAAGGCACUGGUGGCCAAGUUUUUGAGUAUAUUUAAAGUGGAGGUUGAUAGGUUCUUAAUUAGUAAGAAUGUCUAAGAUGGACUCACUAAAUUAUGUCUUUGUGUGGCAUUCACAGCCUAUCAUGUUGUCCAGUACUCUCCCUUCUCUUUGCACUUCAGGAGAUGCUACUGGAAAUGUUCUCCAGCACUUGUGAUACCACUUCCCCCAGCCCCAGGUUCAACAGAGGAAUUCAGAAGAACUCCUGCAAGGCUCUUGCUGCUUGUCAGCUGCCCAAACUGACGUACGGCCUUGGGCAGUGAGCCCCAGAGGUGAGACCACACCAUACCCCUUUGUGGAGCCUUCCACAAGAAAGGUCACUGUUAACCUUGACAGAUCUCCCCACAAGUCAAUCACUGCCUCAGGUUUACUCAGUCCUGUCGAGUUAGAAGGAAUAAGGAGAGUGAGAUCAUUAUAUUAAACUAAUCCAAAUAGAACACUUCCUGGCUUGAUGUACCUUAAAAUGUGGAGACAUCUGAACCUGGCUCCCACAGUUUCCUAAAGGAUGAGUUCCCAGUCUCUGUUGAGCCUGAAGAGAAAUGGGAAGUAGAUGGAGACCAUAAGGAGAUGGGUAUUUGAAGACUCACAUCUUCAGAAACCAUGUACAUUCUUCCUACUGAGCCAUUAUUGGAACAUAGUUGACCAGGGUCUAACAGCCUGUUGUUUUGAGUUGAAGCCUGAUGAAAAAGGGUACAAAUGUGAAGAACUCAAAAUAGGCAAUUGGAUGAAGGUAUUGAGAACUGCAGUUACAAAGGAGUGACUGGAAUACUUAAAGACUGUAGCUAAAGUGUGAGGCUUAGCAAAUGCUCCCAUCUCAGCUGAAGAACAAAGGCAGCACAUAGGCCUGUGACAAAUCAACAAAUCUAACAAACGGGGAUUUAAUUUUUACGUAAAUCAUGCAACAUCAGGUGACAAAUGGCAGUUCCUGAGCAGUAACUUACAUUAUGAAUACUGACAGAAGCUUGCCCCAACGGCGCAGAAGAUUGCAUGAUGGUUCGAACAAUGUGCCAAACAUUGUGCUCGACCUGAAAAGAAGCAUUUGAUCCAGUGUCAUUUUUAUGGCGGGCCACUACACUGUGUUGAAAUGAUGGGUAACUCAACUUGGGAAAGUAACAACGGCACCCUGCUUUGGUUAGGGUUUUCAUUCAAAGCCUUUGCUUCACAAAUAUCCAGGGUAUUUCUGAGAAAUUUAACUACGCCUGCUUCAUAGUUGUACAGAUGAGUUUUCAUCCAGUGGUCGUUGUUUACUCUCUCCCUCUCUGACCAGAUGUUGAGUUUCCCCAUGUUUAAGUCACAAGAGUGUUCACUUAAAUUUAUUAUCAAAGUACAUGUAUGUCACCAUAUACUGCCCUGAGGUUCAUUUACUUGUGGGCAUUCACCGUAGAACAAAGAAAUAAAAUAGAAUCACUCCACGGGUCUUAUGUGGAGAUACCAGUUAAGUGACAUUGAUUAAGGUUUACAUAUACCUGAAUCAGACUAUUGGGACUUUGGUAACCGAUGGGAUGUACAAACCUCAAGCUACCCCAGGUUUCUGAAAGAAAGGCUUUGAAUGAAGUUCAUCUUAAUAAAAACUGAGCGUACAGUGAGAGGGUUACCAACAGCAUAUGAUCCCAAAAUCAAAAUCACAGCCUUUGUGUUGCCUUCCAUGCUGAAUUUAUUUAUUUAUUUUUCAUUUACUUAGGAAUAAAGCACAGAAAUGGGCCCCUUCUAGCCUGUCCAUUUACACCCAUGUGACCAAUUAACCUACUUAUCCUUUAGAGUGUGGGAAGAGACCAGAGCACCCAGAGGAAACCCACGUUCACGGGGAGAACAUAUAGUACAAACUUCUUGCAGUGGCUGGAAUUGAACCCAGACCCCUGCCCCAAUUCACCCCUCCUGAAUCUGUACAACUACCACGGGAAGGAAUUAAAUGUAAUUUUUUCCCUAGGAAAUGUAUUAAUGCAACUGUUAUUCCAGUCGGAUUUUCAUUGUUGGCACCACUCCCCCCCCCCCGCACCCCCCCAGCUGCCAGCUGAACUGAAUCAUUCUUUCUUGAAAUUAUUUGAAGUGUUGGGACAUGGGAGCAAUGCUUUCUUGCUCUGUCUCUGUGACCCCUGACUCCAGCUAUGGUCCAGCCCCCUCUAAGCACUAGGCAUCAGUUGUCCAAACUGAACAACUUCUCAUUUACCCAGUGAGUGGGUAAACGUUGCUUCUUCAUUACUGAUGAUGUAUAUAUUUACCUAUAAUCUGUUAAUAUACUUACAACAUUCUUUCUUGAAAGGCUACCAAAGCUGACUGUGUUACAAAAUCUUUCUUUUUUCAUUUUUGUUUAUAUUUUUUAUUCUACAAAGAAACUCAGUGUUAGACAUUGAAUAGGGAGCUCUGUGUUGUAGAAUAGGGAGAACAAAGUGGCCUUUUCAUUGGACCUCACAGCUUCUGGUCUUUGUAUUAGAGUUCACGUGGCUCAGAGUUGAGUAGAAGUGAGCAUUUUAUGAGUAAACACACAAGGCAUAUUCAUCAUCCUGCAGUGCAGAUGUUGAGAUGUAGUUGGUCAGACCAAGACUUUGUUCCUGACUGCAGUAUUUAGUGGUUACAUUCCCUUCCCCUCUCACUUUCAGUCACUACACCUGUCCACUCCUCCCCCACCAUAGAUUAUCGUACAAAAUUAGGCCACUUGGUCCAUCGAGUCUUCUCCACCAUUCAAUCCAGCCCUAUUGUUUCCCAAACCCAUUGUCAUGCUUUCUCCCGGUUGCCCUUAACCCGUUUACCAAUCUCAAACCUAUCAAACUCUGCCUUGAUUAUAUAGCUCCCUGUGGCAAUAAAGUCACCACCUUAUGGUUGAAAGAAUUCCUCCUUAUCUCCAUUUUAAAGGGAUAUCCUUUUAUUCUGGGGCUGUGCUUUCUGAUUCUAAACUCUUCGACUAAUGGAAACACCCUCUCCACAUCCACUUUGUCCAGGCUUUUCAAUCCAAUAGGAUUUAGUUGGAUUUCCACGCACACUCCCCCACAUCUCAGCCCAAAAUGUCGACAGUUUAUUUCUAUCAGUAGAUAGUGCCUGGCCUGUUGAAUUCUUCCAGCAUUUUGUUUGUGUUUUGCUCUGGAUUUCCAGCAUCUGCAGAAUCGCACAUGUAUUUGGGAGGAAAUAAGUAAUCUCAGUCUUCACUGCAGAGAUCUGCUUGAAUAAAGAUUGGUGCUUAAUCUACUGGGGUUUUCUGCUCUCUGUUCACUUGUCCUUUGUCUCUUAGCUCUUCCCUUCUACUUUACAGUCAGUUCUUUCGUUCUCUUCUUCUCUCCUCUCCAAUCUGCCAUCUCGUUCUAAUCAGCCUAGUGCUUUUAUGACACAGUUCAGACAUGGUCAAUGGAAGCAGUUUGAAGGUGUAAUGAAGGCCACUUUAAAUAGUCCACUAUUAAAGGUUUAGCUUAUAAUGAGUGAAGAUGUGGAUUUCUAAAUGUUUUGGACAGAAGAGGUCAACUUCUAAAAACCGAAUAUGUCUGUUCUUUCAGUAGCAACGUAACCUUGAGCAGAUGCUAUGAUCUUCUUGUGGGUGGCCUUCUAUUGAUACCAUGUAAUAAAGUUUAUGGAACAAAGCAUAUUGGUUUCAUAGACAUGUUUAUAUAAGAAUUCUGCAGCAGAAUAUAUUUUAAAACAUUGCUAUUUGUAAGCUAUAUUUUUGUAUAUUUAAUUGCUAUUUUAAAAUUUGGAUGGCUUUUGUUUUGCUAAUUAAUUGCAUUGUAUUUCAGAAUAUUUGCAUGUAAUUUGACUGGAAUUGUAAAUAAAUAAGAGGUUUCAGAAAUGACGGGUGUG
Hypanus sabinus (Atlantic stingray) is the source of this 8848-nucleotide messenger RNA. It is a transcript of the gene rnf24, whose product is annotated as ring finger protein 24. Lineage: Eukaryota; Metazoa; Chordata; Chondrichthyes; Myliobatiformes; Dasyatidae. The transcript is spliced from 6 exons. Bases 883 to 1302 code for a protein of 139 amino acids. Gene Ontology annotation, molecular function: zinc ion binding; ubiquitin protein ligase activity. The record is from RefSeq and is a predicted model, not a curated record. Gene Ontology annotation, cellular component: endomembrane system.